Molecule: messenger RNA, 1430 nt
Organism: Scomber japonicus (chub mackerel)
Lineage: Eukaryota; Metazoa; Chordata; Actinopteri; Scombriformes; Scombridae
Product: NHL repeat-containing protein 3-like
Exons: 3
Coding region: 166-1227 (353 amino acids)
Biological process (GO): proteasome-mediated ubiquitin-dependent protein catabolic process; protein polyubiquitination; negative regulation of translation
Molecular function (GO): ubiquitin protein ligase activity; protein binding; translation repressor activity
Source: RefSeq, a predicted model, not a curated record
UGAAAUAAACGGAUUGAAAGGUUAUUGGCUCUCAUCAGCUGUCACUAUACUACUCCUGUGUGCACGCGCUGUCACAAACAUCUGCACACAUCUGCACACAUCCGCCAUCAGCAGUGAAACAGGAUAUUCAUUUAACGAAGCACCAGCCAGGUAGCUGCAUCACUGAUGUUGAUGAAAAAGAAAAGUCAUACGUGUUUAAUAUUGUCCAGCAUGGCCUCGUUAGUGCUGCUCAUGAUGGUGCUGUACGGCAGCAUCAGCAGACAGCAGGUGGGUGUCUCCAGCCUCAGACAGGACUACCAGCUGCUGGGCAGACCGCUCUACAAGCUGGACCUCACCUGGCCCAAGAACCCGGAGCUCUUCACCGGGGAAGUGUUUGGAGCCGCUGUCAACCAGUAUGCUGGUGUGGUGUAUGUGGCACAGAGAGGUGACAAUGUGCCCAAGGUGCUGGUGUUCACCACAGAUGGAGAGUUCCUCAUGGCCUGGAACACAACCACCUUGGAGAUGCCUCAUGGGAUAUUUUUAGCAGAUGCUGCCACAUCAAACCCUACGGUCUGGAUCACGGAUGUGGGGAGCGGUCCUUACGGCCACAGCAUCAAACAGUACUCUCCCUCUGGAAACCUUCUGCAGGUACUUGGUACACCAGGGAAGGCCGGCUCCUCGUUGACCCCUCUGCAGUUCGACCAGCCAGCUGAGAUCUUUGUGCAUGAGUCUGGGGAAAUGUACAUCGUGGAUGGUGACGGUGGGUUGAACAACCGCCUCAUCAAACUAUCAAAAGAUCAAGAGGUGUUGUGGAUGCACGGAGAGAAAGGGCAAGGCAUGGCUCAGUUCUACAUCCCCCACAGUGUGACCGUGGAUAACGCCCAGAGGGUGUGGGUGGCCGAUAGAGGGAACAAGAGGAUCCAGGUCUUUAACUCCAUCACUGGGGAUUGGCUGGGCACAUGGGGAAGCUGCUUCAAUGAGGAUGCACCCUAUUCUGUCCGCCUGACCCCGGACAAGAAGUAUUUCGUCGUUGUCCAGCUCAACACCAAUCAGAUUUCGCUGCUGGAUGCGCCACCGGUGGGUUUGAUUGGUCAGUGCAGAGUGGUCAGUGUCAUUCAGCUGGCUGAUGAAGUCAAGCCUCACCUGGUAGACCUGGACCUGAAGACAGGGGCUCUGUAUGUAGCUGAGAUCGGAGCCCAGCAGGCCCAGAAGUUUACCCCCUUCAGUCUGGGUGAAAAUUUCCUGUAGAGGCACAGUGGGCUGAGACUGAAAUGGCAUGAUUGAUCAGAAACACACUGUGCCAAUUAUAAGCAUUAUCAUUAUGCAUUAAGCAUAAAAUGUCCACAUGAUAAUAUUCUGUCAUUUGCAAUCUUAAUAUCCAGAACAAAAAAAUGCAAUUGGUAUAUUAUAGUAAACCUUUAUGAUUGAGUCAUAGGACAGUUAUGGUACCU